Molecule: messenger RNA, 561 nt
Organism: Vigna unguiculata (cowpea)
Lineage: Eukaryota; Viridiplantae; Streptophyta; Magnoliopsida; Fabales; Fabaceae
Source: RefSeq, a predicted model, not a curated record
AUGUCACUACUUCGGCUUCAACACGAACAUAUCACUCACGACUUAUGGGAAGGACGGGAACGAGUUCUUAGACCGAGAAGAGUUGGAGUUUGGAUACUAAACAACCAAGACAUACUUGAUCCCCGUGUCAUAAAUUUAAUUCAACGGACUGGAUUCGGACACGCCUUAUAUAUCCCGGACAUGGAUGUCAACCACUUCCUCAUCAGUUCUUUAUUAGAAAGGUGGAGAUCAGAAACUCACACAUUUCACUUCCCCCAUGGAGAGACUACUGUGACACUAGAGGAUGUAGUCGUCCUCCUUGGCCUACCGAUAGACGGAGAUGUGGUCAUUGGUCCCACUACGGUUCAGGACAUAUUCGCCACCUUCCAUGAACACCUAGGUGUCAUCCCACCACCGACGGUGAUAAGAGGGAACUCAAUUAGAGUUUCUUGGUUAAACUCUACUUUCCAACAGCUUCCACCGAAUGCAAACAAUGAGGUUAUUGCUCAAUAUGCGAGAGCGUACAUUCUCACAUUGAUUGGAAGCAUUUUUGUCUACACCCAAUUUCGUCCGGGUGAAUAA